Wallemia mellicola CBS 633.66 is the source of this 3402-nucleotide messenger RNA. RefSeq lists its product as hypothetical. Gene Ontology annotation, biological process: fungal-type cell wall organization; GPI anchor biosynthetic process. The transcript has 3 exons. The coding region runs from base 280 to 2898 and encodes 872 amino acids. NCBI's taxonomy places the organism in Eukaryota, Fungi, Basidiomycota, Wallemiomycetes, Wallemiales, Wallemiaceae. The record is from RefSeq and is a predicted model, not a curated record. Gene Ontology annotation, cellular component: endoplasmic reticulum.
GCGACUAAUGAGGUUAUCAUCCCUCAUAAAUCAAUCUCCGGUCGGAGUAUAGCAGCAGCUCACACUAUUUUGAGUCUAUUUGCAUUCACUUCAGCUUUGGUAGUCGGUAUUUACUAUCACUAUCAAAAGUUAUGCCGUAACUCAGUCGCUAGGUAUCCAGUAGAGUGGUUUCCAAGUGUAUCCUCUACCAUAGGCGAUUUUUAUCCUGAACGAUCGAUAUUCCAACUGCUUAUCGCUACUACAGCAUGUCCACGUUUUUUAAUAGUUUUUCUGAGUUGGAUGAAGAAUAUGGAAACUUCUAAACCAGCUGCUAACACUCACGCAAUGCUUGGAUUGGUUAGGACAUUCAGCUGUGGUGGUUUCGUUUACAUUACUAGCACGGACAAUGGAACAAUCCAUGACAUGUUUAUGCUGAUAUACAUACUAGCGAAUGUUAUUUAUAUGCCCUUUGGCUCUUAUCUAACACAGAACUCGCUUAUACGUAAAACUAGGCAGUUGUUAUCAUUAUACUUUAUUCUCAGUCUUCUCCCUAUGUUUUACAUCUAUUUUCUACACAAAAAUAGGAGAAUUGCCGGCGCGUACACUUACUAUGCUUUCUUUGAAUGGGGAUUGAUCAUAGCCGACAUACUCUUUGAUUCAAUGUCUCUCUUUGAUCUGGAAGAUACACAUAUUUAUAUAUCUGACUCAAGCAGAGGCACGGUACUCAAUAUAAACAACAUUCCAAUGGGCAAAGAUCACCGAGAGUCUGAGAAAGUAAUGUUGAAAGAGGAUAUACCAGCAAAGACACCACGAGAAGUUAACAAGAUGCCCAACAAAUAUAUUAAGCAAUCGAGUAAAGUCAUUUACCUCACUUUUAUGGCAGAUACGAUGUUAUCGCUCGUCUGGUGGACUAAUUUUACUGCACUACCUUUAUGUAUUUUCUACUACAGUGUUUGGUCACUUAGUUUUGCGGGUCAAGAAGGUCUCAUGCUUGUCACACUUUCUGCAGGACUUAUCGGUAUUGAAGAACUAGCACUUUUUGCUUCAUCUCGAGAUGGUAAGACUGUCUUGACAUUAGUUUCUUUCUUAGGUUUAUUUGCAUCGAAGCUGGAAUUUCCAGUAUUAAAACUAGUCAGUGUGUCUAUGGCUGUGAUCGCUCAAUCUAUCUCUAUUGCUUCCGAUUGGUAUAGAAGUCGCGACAGACAACAAGUGAUAACAUUUAUGCUCGGACUGUUGCUACAUUCUACCCUCAAGCUACUUGCGCAUUCAAAUAACCCUUUCUGGCCUAUCGUUAAUGACACAAAUGGUGGUUAUAUCAAGACAGGUUUGGUAAUGGCUUUUAUUGCACUCCUGAUUCGCAGGUGUUAUGGAUCCGAUUAUUGCACUUCGCCAAUAUCAACACAAAAAAGAUCCAAUAGAUGUUUGAUUAUUGGAGCUAGCUUAGGUAGUUAUAUUUGGGCGUUACAUACCUUCUUAUCCGAUCCGUCAACACUACUUAGUUGGAGUUGGACUGGGUUUCCAUCUAACGGUCCUCAUCCGAUGUACAAUUCCUCAAUGAUUAUUGUUGGAUUUGCUAUUGGCAUAAUGUCUCCUGAAUAUCUCGCCAUAUCAAACAUCUGGCAUUUAUUUGGUACUUGCUGUAUAACACUGUGUUAUAUCUGCGAUGACUGGCUUAGUGCAAGUGGAGCAUUUGGAUUUUCCAUUUAUCUUCCAUCACUAGGCCCAGUAAUGAUAUGGAAUAUAAAACAUUGUGCUCCGGGCAGAACUAUGUUAGCUGUAUUCGGGACCUACACUUUGCUAAUAGUUGCCCAUACGUUUACAGUAGCGUAUGAGUUUGUUCCAUUGGGAUUCUUACUAAGGGAACGUACUCAUGUCGUUAUCUUCACUGCACUAGCAUUCAUAUGGCUGACAACUUCGCGAACCACAUUUAAUAUCACCUAUGGAGAUAACGAUAAAGCAUUUAAACGCUAUACGAAGCUUUUGCUUGUUGGAAUAAUAUGUGCUGCCCAUUUCAUACUACUGAAUCGCAUAAAUAAUUCAGUAGUACCACAACCAUAUCAUACUCAAGAUGGGAUUUUAACAAGCGGAAUAUGGACUGUACAUUUUGGUAUGGAUGACGAAAUGUGGGAUAGUCAGAUAAGAAUGCGAGACCUUAUUCGGGAAGCUGAAGUUGACGUGCUUGGCUUAUUGGAGACUGAGCUACAGAGUGUCGUCUUUGGUAAUAGAAAUUUGGCUCAAUUCAUAGCCGAGGACCUCGGCUAUUACGUUGAUUAUGGACCACCUAGUCACAAACACACGUGGGGUGCCGUUUUACUGUCCAAGUUUCCAAUUAAAGAGUCGCAACAUCACCUUUUACCAUCUCCACAGGGUGAGUUAGCUCCGGCAAUAUCUGCCAAAUUAGACUUGUAUGGGAAUAUAGUUAAUGUUUUGAUAUCACAUAACGGUCAAGAGGAGUCGCCUUUAGAUCGAGAAUUACAAACCACUGAAAUUGCACGUAUCUUAAAUACAACUUAUCCCGAACCUGCGCUCUUCCUGGGUUAUUUGGUAACCACACCUCAUCAAAAGCGGCCCGCACCUUACGGUAUUCUAUUUGAAGAUGGCAGGAUGCUAGACAUAGAGCCACUAGAUAGACGGAGAUGGUGUGAAUAUAUUGGGUAUAGGUCUAUGCGGAAAAUAGCCUACGCAAGGAUCAGUCAUGGAACAGUAACUGACACGGAACUUCAAGUUGCAAAGUUUAAAUUAUAUGAUACAGAUGAAAGUUAUCAUCCGCAAUUUGAUUGGUAUACCUUCAUGGACGAGGAGCAUAUACCUGAUAGUUACAGAUUCUCAAAUGCAUUUGCAGGUAAAGGUAAAGAUGGACAUCGAUUUCACGUCUUUAAAAUACCAAUAUAUUAUCAAGAAAUGUCUGAAUCAGAUUAAUAUGGAAAAUUCAGCACAUUUACGUUCAAUGUAAAUUAUUAACUUCUGAUUUACCAAAGAAUGUAUUUCGUAUUUAAAUACCUUACAAUAAGUCUAAAUUAUUAUCGUACUUUGGUACUGGUAUGAUCCAGGUAUAGAUAGGGCUUAGACGAUGUUACGUUUAACUGCAUCCAUUAAUGCAUCGUAUACGAGGAUUUGAAUGGACGUUGAAUUGGCCUGAGGUAUUUCUUGGCUAGUGUCGUAAAAUAUCUUGAUGAUUUCCGCUUUCGCAAAUGUUCACAGUUGUGCCGAACCGCGGCAUAUCCUGGGAAGGUCCUCAAUUACAGGUUAAAAAACGCUUAAAGGGUUUGUGGAGCUUGUGCGUGUUGGUCUGUAGAUAUCAAACGCGCUUUAUUAUUGGUUGAAAGGUAUUAAGUAUAAUGUGAUCUUAAGUAGAUGGCGUUUUUGGUACAAGAUAUGAUUUCUUAUAUAGUUUUCAUUGUUGCCCGAAUAUCAUUGUUGUUG